Molecule: messenger RNA, 7745 nt
Organism: Jaculus jaculus (lesser Egyptian jerboa)
Lineage: Eukaryota; Metazoa; Chordata; Mammalia; Rodentia; Dipodidae
Product: collagen alpha-1(V) chain-like
Exons: 30
Coding region: 922-7593 (2223 amino acids)
Source: RefSeq, a predicted model, not a curated record
GCCCUGCGGGCUGCCGGCUCCUGAGACGACCCUCGGAGGAGGAGGAAGAGGAGAAGCCUGCGGACACAGGCCAGCGUUCAGCACGUGAAGGUGAAGAAUCCCUGAUUCUAAAUCCAGGCAUCUUGGUGACUGCCAGUGCCUUCCGCACCAGUCUCGUGUACAGGCCUGUGAUCGCAGAUACUUGGAAGGCUUCAGCAGGAAGAUCUGCUGUUCAAGCAGCUGACCUGCUCUUCCCCCUGCAUAACUGGGAGCGACUUCCCGGAACAGGCGAAGGUCAUCAGGCAGAGGACCUCGGGUUUGGCCUGACCGGGCUCUAGCCUCGGCCUAGAGGACGGAGCCGGGUCUGGAGGAAGGCCGAGGCCCUCCGAGGAUGCUCUGGCCGCGGGGCAGCCCAGGGCUACGUGCGAGGAGGCCUGUGUUCCUGCACCAUGGGCCAGAGACACUCGGCUGGGAACCACCACCAAGGUGCCCUUAGGGCUCCUCUCUGCUCUGCGCAGUGCUGGCUCCUGAGACGACACCGGGAGGAGGAGGAGGAGGAAGAGAAGGCUGCGGACACAGGCCAGAACGGCUCUUCAUUAUGCUUGUGCCUAUGGGCAAAGGGAAGUAGUGCAUCUCUUACUCACCUAUGACUGCACCGUCAACAUAUUUGACAAGGAGCACUGCACUCCCCUGAUUAAGGCCAGCCAGCGGGAGUUUGCCUUGUGUGCCGAUACUUUGUUAGGAAAUGGAGCAGAUCCAAAUGCUGCAGACAAGUAUGGGAACACCGCCCUCCAUUACGCAGCGCUGAAUGAUGACUUAGAACUGGCAGAUCUACUGCUUGCCUAUGAUGCAAACAUCGAGGCGAGAACAAAGGAAGGCUUCACGCCAUACCUCCUUGCUCUACAGGAAAACAAAGAUCUUAUCGCAGAAUUUUUGGAAGACAUGGGCGCAGAUAUAUAUGCGGAGGAGUUGCUGGACAGAAAACACCGUAAGAUACACCACAGGAAGAUGUGCAAGCAUACAGGACGACGUCCAGAUGCAGCUUGCAGUACAUCUCCCAGCUUCUAUCGCAGGGCGACCAACAGACCUGCUCCUAAAACUAAAAAAAGAGUCAAGAAAAAUGAAGAUUUUAAUGCCCAGGUUGAAAGAAUGGAGAAGGAAAUGGCAAGGAAGUUACUGAAAGACUCAGAAAAGUUACAUCAUAGACCUGCAGCUACUGCUUCUGCCUCUGCUGCUGCCAACCCUGCUUCUGCUGGUUCUGGUGCCGCAGCUCCUGCCUCUACUGCUGCUGCUGCUGCUGAUGGCACUGAUCCUCCUGCUCCUGCCCCUACUGCUUCUCCUGAUCCACUUCCUACUCCUGCCUCUACUACUCCUGAUGAUGAUCCAUUUGAUUCUCCUGCUCCUUCUGCUCGUGAUACUCCAGAUGGUCCUGAUACUUCGGAUGAUCCUGAUACUCCAGAUGGACCUGAAACUCCAGUUGGUCCCGAUACUCUGGAUGGUCGUGACACUCUGGAUGAUCCUGGUAGUCCAGUUGGACCUGAAACUACAGAUGGUCCCGAUACUCUGGAUGAUCCCAAUACUCCAGAUGUCCCUGAAACUCCAAAUGGUGGUGAUACUCUGGAAGGUCCUGACACUACAGAUGAUCCAGAUAUUCCUGAUGGUCCUGACACUCCAGAUGAUCCAAAUAUUCCAGAUGGGCCUGAAACUCCAGAUGGUCCCGAUACUCUAGAUGUUCCUGAUAAUCGAGCUGGUCCUGAUACUCUGGAUGGUCCUGACACUCCAAAUGAUUGUGAUAUUCCAGAUGGACCUGAAACUCCAGAUGGUGCUGAUACUCUUGAUGAUCCUGACACUCUGGAUGAACCUGAUAUUCCAGAUGGACCUGAAACUUCACAUGGUCCUGAUACUAUGGAUGAUCCUGAUAUUCCAGAUGUCCCUGAAACUCCAGGUGGUCACAAUACUCUGUGUGAUCCUGACACUCCAGAUGAUCCAGAUAUUCUAGAUGGACCUAAAACUCCAGAUAGUCGUGAUACUCGGGAUGGUCCUGACAGUCCAGAUGAUCCAAAUAUUCCAGAUGGGCCAGAAACUCCAGAUGAUCCCAAUACUCUGGAUGGCCCUGACGCUCCAGAUGAUCCUGAUAUUCCAGAUGGGCCUGAAAUUCCAGAUGAACCCAAUACUUUGGAUGCUCCUGACACUCCAGAUGAUCCAAAUAUUCCAGAUGGGCCUGAAACUCCAGAUGAUCCCAAUACUCUGGAUGGUCCUGACACUCCAGAUGAUCCAAAUAUUCCAGAUGGGCCUGAAACUCCAGAUGAUCCCAAUACUCUGGAUGGUCGUGACACUCCAGAUGAUCCUGAUAUUCCAGAUGGACCUGAAAUUCCAGAUGGCCCUGAUAAUCCAGAUGAUCCUGAUACUCAAGAUGGACCUGAAACUCCAGGUGGUCCCGAUACUCCGGAUGAUUGUGACAUUCUAGAUGGACCUGAAACUCCAGAUUGUCCUGAUAGUCUGGAUAGUCCUGACACUCCAGAUGAUCCCGAUAUUCCAGAUGGACCUGAAAAUCCAGAUGUUCCUGAUACUCUGGAUGGUCCUGACACUCCGGAUGAUCCUGAUACUCCAGAUGGACGUGAAACUCCAGGUUGUCCUGAUACUCAGGAGGAUCCUGAUCCUCCAGAUGGACCUGAAACUCCAGUUGGUCCCGAUAGUCUGGAUGAUCCUUAUACUCCAGAUGGACUUGAAACGCCAGAUGGUCCUUAUACUCUGCAUGUUCCUGACACUGCAGAUGAACCAGAUAUUCCAGAUGGGCCUGAAAGUCCAGAUGCUCCCAAUACUCUGGAUGUUACUGACAUUCCGGAUGAUCCUGAUACUCCAGAUGGACGUGAAACUCCAGGUGGUCCUGAUACUCUGCAUGUUCCUGACACUUCAGAUGAUCCAGAUAUUCCAGAUGGGCCUGAUAGUCCAGAUGCUCCCAAUAUUCUGGAUGGUCCUGACACUCUGGAUGAUCCUGAUACUCCAGAUGGACGUGAAACUCCAGGUGGUCCUGAUACUCAGGAGGAUCCUGAUCCUCCAGAUGGACCUGAAACUCCAGAUGGUCCUGAUAGUCUGGAUGAUCCUAAUACUCCAGACGGACUUGAAACGCCAGAUGGUCCUGAUACUCUGCAUGUUCCUGACACUGCAGAUGAACCAGAUAUUCCAGAUGGGCCUGAAAGUCCAGAUGCUCCCAAUAUUCUUGAUGGUCCUGACACUCCAGAUGAUCCUGAUACUCCAGAUGGACGUGAAACUCCAGGUGGUCCUGAUACUCAGGAGGAUCCUGAUCCACCAGAUGGGCCUGAAACUCCAGAUUGUCCCAAUAGUCUGGAUGAUCCUUAUACUCCAGACGGACUUGAAACACCAGAUGGUCCUGAUACUCUGCAUGUUCCUGACAGUGCAGAUGAUCCAGAUAUUCCAGAUGGGCCUGAAAGUCCAGAUGCUCCCAAUACUCUGGAUGGUCCUGACACUCUGGAUGAUCCUUAUACCCCAGAUGGACUUGAAACGCCAGAUGGUCCUUAUACUCUGCAUGUUCCUGACACUGCAGAUGAUGCAGAUAUUCCAGAUGGGCCUGAAAGUCCAGAUGCUCCCAAUACUCUGGAUGUUACUGACACUCCUGAUGAUCCUGAUACUCCAGAUGGACGUGAAACUCCAGGUGGUCCUGAUACUCUGCAUGUUCCUGACACUUCAGAUGAUCCAGAUAUUCCAGAUGGGCCUGAUAGUCCAGAUGCUCCCAAUAUUCUGGAUGGUCCUGACACUCUGGAUGAUCCUGAUACUCCAGAUGGACGUGAAACUCCAGGUGGUCCUGAUACUCAGGAGGAUCCUGAUCCUCCAGAUGGACCUGAAACUCCAGAUGGUCCUGAUAGUCUGGAAGAUCCUAAUACACCAGACGGACUUGAAACGCCAGAUGGUCCUGAUACUCUGCAUGUUCCUGACACUGCAGAUGAACCAGAUAUUCCAGAUGGGCCUGAAAGUCCAGAUGCUCCCAAUAUUCUGGAUGGUCCUGACACUCCAGAUGAUCCUGAUACUCCAGAUGGACGUGAAACUCCAGGUGGUCCUGAUACUCAGGAGGAUCCUGAUCCACCAGAUGGGCCUGAAACUCCAGAUGGUCCCGAUAGUCUGGAUGAUCCUAAUACUCCAGACGGACUUGAAACGCCAGAUGGUCCUGAUACUCUGCAUGUUCCUGACACUGCAGAUGAUCCAGAUAUUCCAGAUGGGCCUGAAAGUCCAGAUGCUCCCGAUACUCUGGAUGGUCCUGACACUCCGGAUGAUCCUGAUACUCCAGAUGGACUUGAAACUCCAGGUUGUCCCAAUACUCAGGAGGAUCCUGAUACUCCAGAUGGACCUGAAACUCCAGGUGGUCCCGAUAGUCUGUAUGAUCCUAAUACUCCAGACGGACUUGAAACUCCAGAUAAUCCUGAUGGUCUGGAUUGGCCUGAAAUUCCAGAUGGUCCUGAUACUCCAGAUAGGCCUGAUACUCUGGAUGGUCCUGAUACUCUGGAUGGUCCCAAAACUGUGGAUGAUCCUGAUACUCCUGCUGAUCCUUCUGCUCCUGCUCCACUUUCUCCUCCUAUGUAUCCGCACCUUCUCUUCCUCCUCCUCCUCCUCUUGCUUCUCCUGUUCCUCCUGGCCCUGCUAUUCCACCUGCCCCUGCUGGUCCUGGUGUUCCUGGUGAUGCUGUUUCCUGACCCUCAUGCUCUCCUUGCCUCUUCUGCACCUAAUACAACUGAUGGUCCGGAUAUGUCCGAUGGCUCAGAUGCUCCUGAUGGUCUGGAUACUCCCGAUGGUUCCGAUAUUCCUUAUGGUCCUGAUACUUCUGAUUUUUCUGAUACUCCUGAUGGUCCACAUACCUUUGAUGGUCCCAACACUUCUGAUGAUCCAGCAACUUCUGAUGAUCCAGACACUUCUGAUGGUCCCGAUGCUCAGGAUGGCCCUGAUUCUUCUGCUCCUCCUGUUGGCCUUCUUGAUCCUCCUUUUUUUGUGAUUUCUAAUGUUCCUGCCCCUGCUCCUGUUCCUCCUACUCCUCCUGAUGCUCAUACUUCUGAUGCGGCUGACUGUGAUGAUGGAGAAGAAGCUGUACAAGCAGUCAGAGAGUUUCCUGCUAAGGAGAAACAUGAUAAAAAUGAAAGUGCCUGUCCUUUGGAGAAAGGCAACAAAAGUGAAAUUGCAAGAAGUCAAUUGAGAGAAUUGGUGAGAACACCAACACCUGAGACGUCUACCGCUGCAGUGGACACACUGAUGGAAGUGAAUGGUCAUCACGCAUCAGAUUCCUCCGUUGAAAUGGAAAAAGAAGAUGAGGUAUUUCCUUACAGAAGCCUAAUGGAAGUUAAUAGUACUAAAAAUGAUGUAACUAUAAUAGAAAUGGAAAAAAUGGAAAAACCUGAAGUUUUCUCAAAUGAAAGAGCCUGUCCUUUGGGGAAAGUAAACCAAAGUGAAAUUAUACAAAGUCAAUUGACAGAGUUGGUGAGAACAGCAACACCUGAGACAUCUGCUGCCAAAAUGGACACAGUGAUGGAAACCAACGGUCAUCCCGCCUCAGAUUCUACUGUUGAAAUGGAAAACCACUAUAAAUUACUUACUUACAAAAGCCUAAUGGAAGUUAAUAGUACUGAAAAUGAUGUAACUAUAACAGAAAUUGAAGAAAUGGAAAAACCUGAACUUUUCUUAAAUGAAAGAGCCUGUCCUUUGGGGAAAGUAAACCAAAGUGAAAUUAUACAAAGUCAAUUUCGAGAGUUGGUGAGAACAGCAACACCUGAGACAUCUGCUGCCAAAAUGGACACAGUGAUGGAAACCAACGGUCAUCCCGCCUCAGAUUCCACUGUUGAAAUGGAACACCACUAUAAAGUAUUUCCUUACAAAAGCCUAAUGGAAGCUAAUAGUAAUGAAAAUGAUGUGACUAUAAUAAAAAUUGAAGAAAAGGAAAAACCUGAAGUAUUCUUAAAUGAAAGAGCCUGUCCUUUGGGGAAAGUAAACCAAAGUGAAAUUAUACAAAGUCAAUUGACAGAGUUGUUGAGAACAGCAACACCUGAGACAUCUACUGCCAAAAUGGACACAGUGAUGGAAACCAACGGUCAUCCCGCCUCAGAUUCUACUGUUGAAAUGGAAAACCACUGUAAAGUACUUCCUUACAAAAGCCUAAUGGAAGUUAAUAGUACUGAAAAUGAUGUAACUAUAACAGAAAUUGAAGAAAUGGAAAAACCUGAACUUUUCCUAAAUGAAAGAGCCUGUCCUUUGGGGAAAGUAAACCAAAGUGAAAUUAUACAAAGUCAAUUGAGAGAGUUGGUGAGAACAGCAGCACCUGAGCCAUCUACUGCCAAAAUGGACACAGUGAUGGAAACCAACGGUCAUCCCGCCUCAGAUUCCACUGUUGAAAUGGAAAACCACUAUAAAGUAUUUCCUUACAAAAGCCUAAUGGAAGCUAAUAGUACUGAAAAUGAUGUGACUAUAAUAAUAAUUGAAGAAAAGGAAAAACCUGAAAUAUUCUUAAAGGAAAGAGUCUGUCCUUUGGGGAAAGUAAACCAAAGUGAAAUUAUACAAUGUCAAUUGAGAGAGUUGGUGAGAACAGCAGCACCUGAGACAUCUACUGCCAAAAUGGACACAGUGAUGGAAUCCAAUGGUCAUCCUGCCUCAGGUGAACCGGAGCACACAGGGAGCAGGCUUAACGAUUCCACUGUCGAAAUGGAAAACCACUAUAAAGUAUUUUCUUACAAAAGCCUAAUGGAAGUUAAUAGUACUGAAAAUGAUAUAAGUAUAAUAGAAAUUGAAGAAAUGGGAAAACCUGAAGUUUUCUUGAGUGAACACCCCUGCCCUCUGGCAGAUGAAAAGAGAGGUGAAAAUAGCAAAUUCACUAUAAGCGAAUCCGUGUCUGCAUCAACCAGUGAAGGGUCUCCUGGUAAAACUGCUGAAAUGGACACUGUGCCACAAGUUUACAGCAGGCCCGUGCCCGGUGAUCUACACCACACCAAGGGAAGAAAUGAAAGAGCCUGUCGUUUUGGGAAAGGAAACAAAGGUGAAAUUUCAAAAGGUCAAGAGAGAGAGUUGGUGAGAACAGCAACACCUGAGACAUCUACUGCAGAAAUGGACACACUGAUGGAAUCCAACGGUCAUUCCGCAUCAGAAUCCACGGUCGGAAUGGAAAACCAGUAUAAAGCCUUUCCUUACAGAAGCCUAAUGGAAGUUAAUAGUACUGAAAAUGAUGUAACUAUAAUAGAAAUUGAAGAGAUGGAAAAACCUGAAGUUUUCUUGCAAGUCAAUCUAAAACGAGGAAAAACACAUAAGAAAUACAGUAUAAGGAGUGAACCCCCCUGCCCUCUGGCAGACGAAAAGAAAAGUGAAAAAUGUAAAUUCAGUGUAAAGGAGUGCAUGUCUACUUCAACCUGGGAAGGGUCUCCAGUUGAAAGGGAUACUGCGUCACAAGUUGGCAGCAGUCACGUGCCAGGUAACCUACACCACACCGGAAGAAGGCCUGCAAAGAAUACGUCUAACGAACUCCACAAGGUGGGCGAACGAAUUGAUGGAAGGACCAGACGAUUUCUCUCAUUCACCACAAAAAACUUCAGACGCCUUUGCUGCUUCAGAUCCUCCGAGGUCCUCUGAAGACUCUUUCAUGUUUAAUUCAGAACUCAAGACAUAAUCCUCCUGAGAGAAUUUACAAGAACAAAAAAUCCAUGUAUUUUACAAAAAUGUUAUUGAGAUAAACAUAGUUAUCAUUUAUGAUUCCUUUAAUUACAUUUGUGCUUUGGAAUUCA